UUUCAGCUUCUAUGGUGCUUAUCGGCUUUGGUGGUGGUGGUGGUGAUGGAGGUGGUAGUGGUGGUGGUGGUGGUGAUGAUGAUGAUGAUAGUAAUACACUGAUACAUUGAUCUCUCAACUCGCGAAGUUUAUCCGGCGUAAUUAUUAAUAAAAGCGAGUUGCUUCAGCCCUGUCACCCGCCAUCCGAUUCGUGAACUGUGCUCCUUAGCCGACCAAGCAAGAUAAAACCAGAAAAGUGUCUGCAAGAGGCCAGCCAGUCUUCCUACACAUACCAGCUCCUUUUAACCUAACGCCGCUUUCCUCACUAUUCGGAUUUUUUUUUUAUAUACAUCGAAACAACGAUGGGACACUCUGCAUCUCGGCAAAAAAUCAACGUGUGGGUUACCCUGGAGCGAGGCUCCUCCCUGGUGGACUCCAUCAAGCUCUCGUGCAGGGAGUCCACCUGCUGCGUGAAGAGGAGGCGGACGAUCGCCUCAGUCAAGCUCCCUGUGGACGGCUGGUCUUGCGUCGCGGGGAUUCAAGGCUGCCACGCCGAGGGUCAGCUGCGUGUGCCAUUGGCGAAGCUGUGCAGGAAAGACGGCAACGCGUCCGUCAGGGUGCAAUGCACCUCUCUCCAGAAGCCAGUCCUCACCUCCUCCAUGCCGCUGGCCUGGCUGCUGGACAACGUAAGCGGCCUCCACUUCUCACUGUUUUGCGACGACGGGCCCGUCUUCACCAGCCUCAGGUGCAAUGGAAGGCGGUGUGGCGAACCUGUCCGGGCGGUGAGCCCUGCACCGCGUGCAGCCACAGAUGGGGUGGCCAGGACCGACGAGGCUGAUGCCUGGGCAGCCUUUGAAGUGACGACCCAUGAUGACUGGUUCGUGGAGGCCGAUCAUUCAUGGGCAGCCCCAGACUUGGUGACCUCCGCUGCUAGGGCUGAGGCUGACGAUUCAUGGGCAGCCUUUGACAUGGCGACCCGUGAUGACUGGUCCACGGAGGCUGAUGAUCCAUGUGCAUCCGCCGCACUGGUGGCCGCCAUCACCGAUGAGGCUGAUGAUGCAUGGGCAGCCUUCGAAGUGAUGACCAGUGAUGACUGGUCUGAUCAGGCUGACGAUUCAUGGGCAGCCUUUGACAUGGCGACCCGUGAUGACUGGUCCGUGGAGACUGAUGAUCCAUGGGCAUCCGCCGAAUUGGUGGCCGCCAUCACCGAUGAGGCUGAUGAUGCAUGGGCAGCCUUCGACAUGGCGACCCGUGAUGACUGGUCCGUGGAGACUGAUGAUCCAUGGGCAUCCGCCGAAUUGGUGGCCGCCAUCACCGAUGAGGCUGAUGAUUCAUGGAAAGUCCUCGAAAUGAAAACCAGUGAUGACUGGUCUGAUGAGGCUGAUGAUUCAUGGGCAGCCUUUGACAUGGCGACCCGUGAUGACUGGUCCGUGGAGGCCGAUGAUCCAUGGGCAUCCGCCGAAUUGGUGGCCGCCAUCACCGAUGAGGCUGAUAACGCAUGGGCAGCCUUCGAAGUCAUGACCAGUGAUGACUGGACCGUAGAGGCCUUCCUGGACUUCACAGCCAUCUGUGCUAUCGUCGUGUCCACUGUCCUGCUCUUCUAUGCAGCCUGGUAAAACACUCACCAGUGACCCCCGGCGCAGGCCGCGAGCCACGCCGUGAGCCACACUCCCGGGGAGCGAGAAACAUCCUUUGGUGACCGUCGCUCUAAUUACACCUUCACGGGAGGAGCUCGAGCCAUUUUUCUUAUCUUAUCAAUGAAGUAUUUACAAG
Eriocheir sinensis (Chinese mitten crab) is the source of this 1752-nucleotide messenger RNA. RefSeq lists its product as uncharacterized. Bases 342 to 1595 code for a protein of 417 amino acids. The record is from RefSeq and is a predicted model, not a curated record. NCBI's taxonomy places the organism in Eukaryota, Metazoa, Arthropoda, Malacostraca, Decapoda, Varunidae. The transcript has 2 exons.